Messenger RNA from Physcomitrium patens, 4542 nucleotides. RefSeq lists its product as uncharacterized. The record is from RefSeq and is a predicted model, not a curated record. Lineage: Eukaryota; Viridiplantae; Streptophyta; Bryopsida; Funariales; Funariaceae.
GCGAAAGUUCGAUUCUCAGUGUAUACAUCACUUACUCUCCACGCGACGACGGAGGAGCGAAUCUUUUCGAAACUGGGCGAGCAAGAGUUCGAAUCCCGUUGGUUGCAACUGCUCGCCUGCGCCACACCCCGUGAAGCCGGCGUAGCUCGUAUGGCGAUGAAGUGACAGCGUUGCCUCGCUCCGCUGAGAGCAGCUGAUGAUCCUUGGCAAUCUGCACAUUUCGUGAUAUAUUCGCCGCUGUAGAUUUGUCAUCGGGGCCUGACUGUUCAGAAUCACAAUCUACAGAGGCCACCUGUUGCAUUGCUGCAAGCGCCGGUGUUUUCAACGCAGAAUCGCGCAUUGUCUGUGAAAGUUGUGCUGUUGUGAGAGGAUAGCAAUGCUUAUUCGAGUGGGAGAGGGCAGCUUAGUGAGUUUCGAUUAGGGUUUUCGCUUCGUAGGUUGAUGAUCAGGCCCAGCUGGAGACAGGAAAUGAAGAGCUGGGAGGUGGUGUGAUGUGGGAGAUUGGUGAUUUGUGCAAUUGAACUGGUGGGAUGGAGUUGGGGGAGAUUUGAUGAGAGGGGUUUAGGGUUUACGAGGAGAAUUGGGGUCGUUGCGAUGUCGUGUCAAUUGCAAUCCGAGGUGGAGGGCUCGCUUUCCGAGUUUGUACACUUCCCUUCGGCAAGCACAGUUGUUGAGCUCCAGGGAUACCACGGAAGGAUGGGAGCGGUGCCUCCUCUUUCGUCUGCCUCAAGGGCACACACUCCCAGACCACCUUUCUUGCACGAUGGAAGAAGCAGGCCACAUUAUAUGCAUGGUGGGGAGUUCGAAAUGCCAGAUUAUGAUUAUGUUGCGCGCAGACACAGCUAUGGUGAUCACCUAAGAUUGGAUUCCGGCACUUUAUUAGAGCGCUUAUUGCUGCAAGAGCAGCAGAAGGCGCUGCAGAUGGCGAGCCUCGUGCAUUCACAAACUUCUGGGUGUCUUUCCGGAUGCCAUUCGUACUGGUUAAGUCAAAAGAGGCUGAAUUAUAAGGACUCCGAUGAUCGGCUAGCGGAGGAUCGGAGACGUUGUUCUCGUAAUUUUGGCGAGCUGCUUUCUAGGUCUGUGAAUCCAGGUGCGAAAGCGGACACUAUGGAAUUCGCAGAUGGAAGGUUCCGGCAGCCGCGUCCUGUAGAAUCGAUUGGGGGAGUAGGAGAACGUAGUGAAACCAGGAACUCUUUCGCUGAGGCAGAGCUCGAGCGCUUGAUCUGCCAGGGUAGACGAACAUCAUAUCUAGUUUCCCACCCAGCGCUUUCAGAUUCACAAGCAAGCCACCACAUGCUCGAUCAACAGCCUCAUGUUGGAGCACAAGAGAGUUCUGCGCCAAUGAAUGGCUUUAGCGAUGCUGAUGCUAGAGUUCGACAAAGAUGGUCUUGUCAACGACAGGCUUACUCGGGAGAUGGCGCUGAGGAAAAUUGCUGGCAGAGAGCAACUAAGUCUGUGUCAAGGGUUGGGCCAGCAAAUCCAAGAUUGCAGGACCGCGUGUCUUUGUCGGGUAGAGCAACAGGGCUAUUGCCUACAGCUUUGGCCGAAACCCCUCAUAGACCAGUCGUAGAUUCCGGUCGCUCAACGCAGAGUACGCACACAGCUUCUCAAAAUCCUCUUGGGAUACCCGAGAACUCUUUGGAACCUUCUUACCAGGACAAUGCAGUCCAGGAGGCGGCCACAGAGCGAUUGAUCACCCAAGGCCCGGUCUCGUUAACUGGCUGGUAUAUCAUCAAGGUUGAAAUUACCAAUGUUGGCAGGGUGGUCGAGACAAAAAUUGCUGUAGGGGGUCGGCUCUUACAGAAUGGAGAGCAUGUCAAAACCAGGUGUAUUGUGAAUCGUGUGGAUUUUCAUCAGGUUGUUACGGAGGACGAUAUUGAAGUUUCUCUAGAGGGUAGCAUGGACCUGGGGACUUCGAUUGCAAACGGCUUCGCCCCUGGAAUUGUUCAGUGCUUAUCGAAUGGUUUUCCCUACAUGUGGAAGCAACUUUUGAGGGUGAGAACUGUUGGGUUGUCUUCUAGCUUGGCCGUAAGCGAGAGUAUUGGAGGUCUUCAUCCAGAAGCCUCUAAAUGUGCCUCAGAGGACGAGAGUCAGGGUUUCGUUGAUCUGAAAACCUCUGGAGUAAUUCCAAAGGAUAUCUCAAACAGUUUAAAGCAUUGCGAGAGUAACAGCCCUGUAGCCGGUGUGAAUGAGGAGGUUUCUGUGUGUAUUACAUCAGAUGGAGUUGAGACAAAAGGAGUGGAAACAGAGGCAGUGGUCGUUACUUGGGCUGAAGCCUCAAACGCGUUUGAUAGCGAACCAACAGAGCUAGAGGGGUUGGUCUCUGCUAGCUUUGAGACAUCAAAGCUAGUUGGAAUGGGGGCAAUGAAUUCAAAGGUAGCGGCCAGUGCAAGAUUUGAUGCAGCAAAUGCAGUUGGAAGAGAGGUGGUUGAACCAGGAGGAGCGGCUACUGUACGAGCCGAAAUGUCUAAUUCAGUUGAGAGAGAAGCAGUGGAGCGAGAGAGAGUGGCCACUGCAAGGACCAUUUCAUCUAAUGCAAUUGAUGAGAGCAAUUCUCACGAUAUUACUCGUCCAACCAGCUGGGAUUUUGUUCCAGGCAACGAAGCACCUGUCUCUGAAUCUCUUUCAAAAGAAGCUGAGAGUGGAUCGGUUUUAGAUACGGCCUUUGUUACAGCACGAAGGGGUCGCAAGAAUAAGAAAGGUUCUGCACAACCUGUUCGCAGUAGCAGACGGCAUCAACAACAACAGUCAAGAUCGACGAAAUUAUUGCAAACUCUGGUGGAUUCUUCAGGCACUGCUCAAGUUGAACAGUUCACAUCUGGUGUGGAGGUUACUAAAGAGAUGUUUGGAGAGGAGGAACCUCGUAAAGUUGCCCUAGAUUUUGAGCAAGACGCAACUGGAAGUAAAGAAUUAACCACGAUUAAUAGUAUUAUUGAAGAAGUUUUGAAUGAUUUGCAGCAAGAGGAUUUUGAAACUAUAAAUCAAGGUGGAGAUCUUAAGGCAGGUUGUUCGAGUAUUUCUGCUCAACGGCAACCAACGGAAAUGAAAAAAUCAGGCCAGGUUCAAGAUGUUGCUGUGAACUUGUUGAAAGACAGGUAUGGUGUUGAGGCCCUUAAGUUGAACGAGAAAGGAGCUACCGAGGAUGUGUUGGAAAGUGCAAAGGAUAAAGAGACAACCUCUGCAGCCCUCCUCGAGUUGGAGAGUGAGAAGAUUGAAGAGGUUACUCCUGCAGCUCCUUCCAAGUUGGGAAGUGAGGAGAUGGAGGAAUCAGCUCCUGUAACUCCUCCCGAGUUGCUUCUGAGCAAGGUGCAGUCGCGAGUCCAUUUUCAUGAUAAACUUAGCUUUGAAGCUUUGCCACAAGCAAGCGAGGAAUUACUGUUUCCCGAGGUCAAUGUCCGUAUAACACGGUCCUUAAAACGGCGACUGAGACAACCUGCGAUUACAGAUGCAAAACGAUCAAGAAGACUUUCAAAACCAGAAGGCCAAAGUGCGAAAUCUGUUACCUAUCUCAGCUCUCCCCUUGAAGAGGGCCCAAGUACGGAACCAAAUUCCAACCCUUCGGCUUCUCACCAUGAGAACUUAACUUUGGAACCAAUUUCCGAUCCCGCGACACCCCUCCAAGAGGCGGUGAAUGAGUUCUAUCUUAGAGGACGACAUCCUUACUCGAGUAGUGCAAAGGUUUCUAGGUGCUCAAAUUGCAAGCGUCCAUGCUCACCUCAGGCAAUGGUCGACUAUAAAACCAGUGUUGUGAGCUCAAAAGCAACUACUGAGCUCGUGGUGGAGAGAGCACUGAAGAUGGAGCAGGAAGAUUGUUCACCGUUGGAAUUUCAGAACCCUGCAAAAACCUGUGGGACUACUUCAUUGCCCGACAAAGACAAAUCGGGAACCUCUUCUGGGAAACGUCGAAGUCAUCACCCAAAGAAAGUCAAGUCUGCUAGCCAGCCUGCUAAAGGAACAAUGACUAGGAGAUCAAAGCUGGACGAUUCAGGUGAGGGAUCCAGUGCGGGUUGCAACCCAGUUUCAAGCAAGCGAAAUAAUCGUCGAACAUCCAUAAUCCCCCCUCCACUUCCUCCUCCCCGUGUGGAAAACGGGUUGAAGAGUAAGGUUCCUGAAGCUUUCGGUUUGAAAACGUCUCGGUCAGGGCGGCUGCUGGUUCCUCCGCUCGCGUAUUGGCGAAGCCAGACCAUUGAAUAUGACAAAGACGGUGGAAUUAUUGCAAUUUUUGACGGAUUUCAAUAAAAUCCGGCCGAUACUGGGUGUUUUAAUUUCACCCCUCCUCAAGAGAAACGUGCAAAGAGGAUACAAGAGGAACUUUGCAAGGCUGCAGGAACAGUCUUAAAAUGGAAACAAUAGAGCUACCUAUGGAGACGUGACUAAGGAUGUUGCAAGUCUAAAACUCGUGCAAAUUUUGGAUUCAGUGUCUAGUCUCGUUUUCUGAAAUUUCUGCACAUCCCUCGUUUGUAGUUCCAUUGAGGUAUAUGCUCAAAUCGAUCUUGUGCUACGGCUGUGGAUCCUCGAAAAAUAAAGUAAUCUAUUCUUGGU